AUGGGCCUCCGAGGGGCGGAAUUCUCUCUUCGGGCGAGGACCGGCGGCGGAGGAGGGCCCUUUUUCCGGGCGGCGCCGCCGGUGCGGGCGGCGCAACAGCAGCAGAGGCCCGGCGCGGCAGGGCGGCGCAUCAACGGGCGCCCUUCGAGGAUGGUUCCUACGACGGAGCUAGCGAGGAGGAGCUCGCCCGAGGGGCCCCUCGUUGCCGUGGAACGGGUCCGCCGCCGGCCGCCGGUGCCGCCAAGCUCGGGAGAGGAAGUAAGAACGGCGGCGGCGGCGGCGGCGGUGGUGGCGUUCGGGUGGGAGCAGGGAGGGUACAAUGCCUGGCGGAGGACGGUGGAUGUAUGGAGCUUCCUCCUCACACUCAACCUCCGGGUGAAGAUGGACGCCGCCGAAUGGACGUACCGCGGGGGCUUCACAGAGGAGAAGCAGGUGAGAAAGAGCCUCACGCAUCAGUCUCUCUCUCUCUCUCUCUCUCUCUCUCUCUCUCUCUCUCUCUCUCUCUCUCUCUCGCUCGCUCUCUCUCUCUCUCCCACCGCCGCGCCUGUCGCCUUCUUCCUAUGCAUGAUGACUUCCGAGACCCCUGGAAAUCGUCGCGUUGUCCUCCGUAGACGUGGAAGUGCAUAAAAAACGUGAUUAAUUAUAGGGCGGCGGGCCGGGCCCGACAAGACAGGCCCGGGAUUGAACGGUCGGAUUAGCGUCUGAUCGACUCCGACCUCGACGUCGAUCAGGCUCACCCAUGAUCAACCGUUCUGAUGAUGGGUGGGAAGAGAGAGAGCUUCGGACUAAAAUUUUAUCAUAUAUUUAAAAAUUAUAAGCCGAUUACAUAUGUAAAUAUUUUUAUUUCUUGUUCAAUUUCCGUAUAUAUGGGGCAUACGAUUAUCUUCCUAUGUUUUGUCCUAACUGUCGCUUUCGACCAAUUGCAGAAAGCCAGGUGGCGGCGGACGGCUACGUGGCUGCGGGACUGCGUGUUGCAGCUGGGGCCCACCUUCAUCAAGCUCGGGCAGCUCUUCUCUACCAGGUCCGACCUCCUCCCCAGGGAGUACGUCGAUGAGCUCGCUAAGCUCCAGGUGAGCAAGCGACCAGUUAUCACCUUUAACGAGAUCGAGAGAGAGAGAGAGAGAGCCCUUCCGAGGGAGUUCGUCGAUGAGCUUGCCAAGCUCCAAGUUAGCAAGCGACCACUUAUCUCUUUUAGAGAGAGAGAGAGAGGGAGAGAGAGAGAAUAUAUAUAGAUAUAUAUCUAGAGAGAGAGAUAGAGACCUCCCCAGGGAGUUCGUCGAUGAACUCGCUAAGCUCCAAGUGAGCGAGCGACAAGUAAUCUUUUUAGAGAGAGAUGGGUCGUUGACGUCCUUGCCUUUUGGAAAUGGUGGGACGAUCCGCAGGACCGGGUGCCCGCGUUCUCGCCGGCCAGGGCGAGGGGUUACAUAGAGGCCGAGCUCGGCGCCCCCAUCAACGUGCUAUUCAAGGAAUUCGAAGACCGGCCGAUCGCCGCCGCUAGUCUCGGCCAGGUAGCCCCCUCUACACCGCAUCAUCUCUCAUUUCUUGAUGAUCUCAUUCUCUAUGCAAGCACUUAAUCGCAACUAUUUUCCUAUAUUUUACCGCUCACUUUUUUCAUAGAAACUUUCCGGUAAUUAUUUAAUUAUUUACCAAUAAUUAAGCGCGGACGGAAUUUUCAUUAUUUUCAUGGAAACUCUCCGUCUUCCUUGAGCAUAGAGCAGGCAAUUUUUCAUUAGUUCGUCAGAUGAAUUAUAUUUUUAAAAAAAAUAUUAUCAAUGUAGACUGAUUAUCUUGCUUCUCCCUGAUGUACCCAAAUAUAUUGGUUUGAUUUUUUUUUUACUUAGGUGCAUCGUGCUACUCUGCACAAUGGAGAGAAGGUGGUGGUCAAGGUCCAAAGGCCUGGUCUGAAGAAGCUGUUCGACAUAGAUCUAAGUAUGGGAUCAAUUAAUCACUAUAUGCGACCUAACAACAUUAUACGAAAAAAAAUCGAUUUUUUGUAAUUAAAUGGAUAAGAUUCAUUUAUGUAAAAUGCUUGCUCAUCUAUGAACUUUUUUUAUUUUUUCCGAUGCAUUUCUCAUUUCGGUUUUGAUCUGGAAGUUAUAAGAUGAUAUGAUAUUUUGCUAAGAUCUGCGUUUUGAUUUUCUCUAGGAAACCUAAAAAUUGUAACCGAGUACUUUCAGAGAAGUGAAGCAUUUGGAGGGCCAAAGAGGGAUUGGGUUGCAAUAUACGACGAAUGUUCAAAGUAAGUCUUAGAUCCAUACUAUCUCAAUGAUGGUGAUUCCGAGAACAUCCUGGAAAUGGUUUUUUUUUAAUGCAACAUAAUAAUUAUUAAUCAAUUUCCUUUUUUUCCUUAUUUGCUUGAUCAUGUUUCUAUGACAUGAGCUCCCAUGAUCAUGUUCCAUGAUUUCUAACCCAAUGCUGGUGAUUAUGAGAACAACCUGGAAAUGGGUUUUUUUUAAUGCAAUAUAAUAAUUAUUAAUCAAUUUCCUCUUUUUUUUCCUUAUUUACGUGACCAUGUUUCUAUGACAGAAGCCCCCAUGAUUAUGCUCCUUGAUUUCUAUCCCAAUGCUGGUGAUUUUGAGAACAGUCUGAAAAUGGGUUUUUUUUAAUCCAACAUAAUAAUUAUUGAUCAUUUUCCCCUUUUUCCUUAUUUACUCGAUCAUGAUUCUAUGACAUGAACCCCCAUGAUCAUGUUCUUGCAUCUUAUUUUUUUAUUUUUUUGAAGGGUUUUGUAUGAAGAAAUUGAUUACAUCAACGAGGGAAAGAACGCAGAUAGAUUUCGUCGAGAUUUCAGAAAUGUAAAGUGGGUCCGAGUGCCAGUAAGUUCUUCUCAACGAUUGCGCCAAUUUUUAUUUUUAUUUUCUGAAAAAUAAUUUCAUCCUAAUCGAUCAUCCUCUUUCUUUUCUUAGCUUGUUCUAUGGGAAUACACAUCAAGAAAAGUAUUGACUCUCGAGUACGUCCCAGGUAACUAACCUGGAGUGAAUCAUAUCUCUCCUGAAAUGGGCACACAACGAAGGAAAAGAUUUGAUCAAUGUUCUUGCAUGUUCUUUACUAGAUUCAGCAAUUUUUCUGUGGGCAGGAAUAAAAAUAACUGAUCUGGAUAAGAUAGAUGCCAGAGGCUAUCGCCGUUCUAAGAUCGCUUCAAAUGCAAUAGAAUCAUACCUGAUCCAGGUAAACUCCACAUCUUUCUAAAAAUAAUUUUCUGUAGAUAUUUUCUGACCUUAUUAUUAUAAUUUAUCGAUAUUAUUAGUAAUAAUGAUUAAAUAAGCUACGAAUGUCAGUUCACUUACCUUCUCAAUUGGGUUCGGGGUUGAUGUAGAUAUUGAAGGCUGGUUUCUUCCACGCCGAUCCGCAUCCUGGAAAUCUUGCUAUCGAUGGGGAUGGAUCUCUCGUGUACUAUGACUUUGGAAUGAUGGGUGAGAUCAAAUCGUUCACGCAAGAGAGACUGCUGGAGCUGUUCUUUGCAGUGUACGAGAAAGAUACUAAGAAGGUUCGUCACUGUUAGCAUUGUUCAUUGCUACCACAGAAAAUCAGAGGUGAUAUAUAUGAAGAAAUUUUAUGAACAAUAUAAUCGGACUUGAGGAACGUGCAAUAUUUUUUAUCAUUAUGACCCAUGAUAAUCAACACGGAUAAAUUAUGAUUUUGUGCAGUAAAAUGUCCAUAAAUCAAGGGAAAGAUUAACAGACCUUGACCAAAGUCUGUGAUUGUUAUGAGUAUCCUCAUAUUAGUUCUUAUAUAUAAAAAUAUAUAUGAUUAUAUUGAUAAAAGGUGCAAAAAUAGGUUUGCAACGAUAAUUUUAUAAAAUAAAUAUGAAUAUGUGUUCUAAGGGGGAAUAACACGGCCGCAUCAAUGCAGGUGUUGAGAAGUCUCAUUGAUCUGGAAGUGCUUCAACCAACUGGAGACAUGACAUCAGUCAGUGCCUCUGCAGCUUAUUUUCCGUUUAGUAGAGAGAAGUCUGGGCAAAUAUCGGAUGAUGAUAUAAGUUUUGAAUGCUUAGGUGCGGAGAACUGUGCAAUUCUUCAUGGACAAUUUAAUGAACCAAAGGCCGGAUCAGGCGCAGACUGUGGCUGCAAUCGGUGAGGUCAGUCAAGUUUUUUUUUUGUUUUCUAAAAAAUAACUAAAAUAGUGAAUAAUUAAAUUUUAAUAUGCCCUCAUGAACUAUAGAUUAUUAGGAUAUGAUGAUUGAUAUCUUGGUAAAUCAUGGGGACUAUGUUUUGCAGGAUUUGUUUGCAAUAGCCUCUGACAAGCCGAUUUCAUUUCCUUCCACUUUCACCUUUGUGAUGAAGGCAUUCACAACCAUUGAAGGUCAGUUCUCACUUCAAUGCAUGAAAUAUUAUGUUCCUAACUUGUGGGCAGACUUCUUUAGAUGUUGGCUCUAUUGGUGGAAUAAGCACAGGAAAAUAUUGCAUUAUAGGGAAAGGGAAAAAGUAUUCCUUCCAUGUUCCUUUCAAUGAAUGUAUAAAAUGAAUAAUAUUUAAAAAAUCAAUCAAUUUUCUCUAAUUUUUAAUAAAUUAGCAUACAUUGCAUAAGUUCCAUGGUAAGUCGGUGUAAAUUGUCGAAUACAGAAUUAUAGACGAUGGGUAUGGAUCGUAUUGGAUGAAAAAAAAACCCUACCUUGAAGGGAAAGGAAGCAUCUGUGGGUUCACAAGGUAAGUGAAUAGGUCAGUAAGACCAUGAAGAUGGCAAGCUAAUAUGUUCAAAUGUUCGAGUGAAAGGGCUCUGGUCAAGGGUACCAAGCCGUAUAAGUCAAGGGGAAUACGCAACGAAGGAAUAAAAGAAAUUGAACAAGUUCAAGGGGGUAUGAAUGGAAUUACGAGGCACUGCUCUUGGUCUGUGCGCACAACUUACAGUGGUACAUUUAUGAGGAUGAUGACGUGAUCAGACAGUAGAUAAUUAUUAUCCAAUUAGAUAGUGGAUAUCGAUGCUCAUGAUCAGAAAAUAAGAAAAACACUAAACAAGAGGAGCUGAAACAAGAUUCAACAGGUCCAACAGCAUCAGAUUCUCAAGAUUAUGCCUUGUGUUCCAGAUCAAUGUUAUAUGUUGAUGGAACAGAAAUUUUCUUUCAUCAUCUCUCUAUUACCAAGGUUUUGGUUCUUAUCACUAUGAAUGGUCUCAAAUAAGUGGUUGAUAGCUAAUCAAAGUCAAUUUACCCAUGAAUUUUCUCCUCAACAGGCAUUGGGUACAUUCUAGAUCCAGAAUUUUCCUUUGCAAGAGUCGCCGCACCUUAUGUGCAGGUAUGUGCUGAUUUAAGCCAUUGAUGCUAUCUUUCGUGGUAUAUUGUCACAGAAAAGCUAAUUUACCAUACAUAUAUACAUACAUGGUUGAAAUGCAGGAGCUGAUAGACACAAGACAGAAACAACGCAGUGGAGCAGAACUGGUGGAGGAGAUAAGACGGCAAACGAAUGACGUACCGACUUUGAACUCCAUCUCUUCCUGUCCUUCAUCUUUGUGUUCGCUUCAAUAUUGAGAACAACUGAUAGAUAAACCUGCAGAGUCUAGGGCGUUAUGAAAGGCAGCAUACUCUAGUAGUAAAUAUUUCAUGGAUUAUCCUCUCUCUUUUUUUUUCUGAUUCUGGUCAAAGAUAAUAAGAAUUGUUGGCUCAUCACCCAGGUUUACAGACUUAUGUUGCUUGGUUGCAGGCCAGAAAUUACACUCUCUCCAUGCCCUACAGAAUCCAGCAAAUAGAAGAGUUUAUAAGACAGCUAGAGUCUGGUGACUUGAAACUGAGAGUCAGAGUACUUGAGGUAUGCUCCCCAUCUAUUCUCUCAUCAGCCAGUCUGCCUAACAGAACCUGUAUGACUUCAGAGGAUAGAUCUUUCCAAAGUUAGAAGAAACGUAGCUCUUCUAUCAGGUUUUUCUAGUCUUGUUGAUCUUAUCCUGAAUGAGUAAAUGAAAUCUACUUUCAGUCCGAAAGAGCGGCUCAGAAGGCAUCAAUCAUGCAAAUGGCUACUAUUUAUACAGUUUUGGGAGGAACACUGCUGCAUAUUGGAGUCACAAUAAGCAGCCAAGGCAUCCCCGAUAUUGCUAAUGGAACUUUCAUUGGUGCUGGUGAGUAUUUUGCAUAUCUAACUGGAUCACUUGCUCUGAUUCAAACCCAUCAAGAGUCGGCUUAUAAGAUAAUGUUCACACCAUUGACAGCAUAUUGGGCUUAAGAAAAUCUAACAAUGAUGUGUGUAGGGCACCAAGACUUAAUAUUUAAUGAUCAAUGACUAAAGGUUGGUGUGUACCAUUUCGUGUUCAAUGUCUGGUACAGUUGAGAUAAGAGUGAUGAUACAGGCUUGUAUUCAUAGCGGUUAGAGUGGAAAAAUCAACCCAUUGAAUGAAUCGUAAAAGAUUUCAAGUAUUUUCCAGAGCUGAUGAAUUUUCAAUGUUUUUCCCCACGAUGCUGACAUUAUAUGAAUGCUAGUGACUAAUUUUUGAAUUAUGGCAUGCAGGUAUAAUGUUGGUUAUGUCAAUUAGAUCUAUGCGAAGAAUACAGAAGCUCAACAAAAUCGAGAAGAUGUUCUGA
Spirodela intermedia is the source of this 6505-nucleotide messenger RNA. Lineage: Eukaryota; Viridiplantae; Streptophyta; Magnoliopsida; Alismatales; Araceae. The record is from the annotation of a GenBank genome assembly.